This is a messenger RNA of Sorex fumeus (smoky shrew), 1347 nucleotides long. RefSeq names its product poly(rC)-binding protein 1-like. Gene Ontology annotation, molecular function: mRNA binding. The transcript has a single exon. Gene Ontology annotation, cellular component: nucleus; cytoplasm. The coding region runs from base 1 to 1347 and encodes 448 amino acids. NCBI's taxonomy places the organism in Eukaryota, Metazoa, Chordata, Mammalia, Eulipotyphla, Soricidae. The record is from RefSeq and is a predicted model, not a curated record. Gene Ontology annotation, biological process: regulation of RNA metabolic process; regulation of gene expression.
AUGGACAGUAGCCUGCGAGGAAUGGCAACCGGAGUCCAGGCCAACCUCACCGUCCGGCUGUCCGUGCACGGCCCAGGCAGCUGGAGACACGUGGGCCAGGAGAGGGAGUUUGCAAGGCACCUCCAGGUAGUGAGCGGAGCUCAGGUCACUAUGUCCAGUGACAACUGGUACGAGCGCAACCUCACGCUGAGCGGUAGCAGCGACGUCAUCUUCAAGGCCUUGAUCGUGGUCAUCGAUAAGAUCUAUGACGACAUCUGCAGCACACUGUCGCUCACCGAGGGCCCGCAGCCCAUCGUCACCCUGCUGCUGAGGGUGCCGGCCGCACACUGCAUCUUGCUGCUUGGAGAGGGAGGCUCCAGAGUCAGGGAUAUCUGCGCUCGCACCAGGACCCAGGUGCACGUGUCCGGCAGCAUGCCGCCCGGUGACAGCGAGCUGUCCAUGACGGGCUGGCCACACUGCGUGAGCGAGUGCAUGAAGCUGAUCUGCCAGAAGCUGCUGGAGACGCUCAUCGAGACCCUGCAGGAGCGAGGCCCAGCCCUUGCCAACCAGCCCACACUGGGCCCGGCUCUCCCUGCGGAUGACCACAGCCAGGUCGCUGAAGGCUCUACCUACACGGGGGGCCGCCUCUAUGCCAGGGGCUACUCCUGCUCCGGGGGCAACUCCUACACCGUGGAUGACCCCGGUGCCACGGGCCACCCCCAUACCGGGGGCGACCCCUACGCCAGGGGCGACGCCUACGCUGGGGGCGACGCCUACGCUAGGGGCGACCCCUACGCCGGGGGCGACCCCUACGCCAGGGGUGAUCCCUAUGCCGUGGGCAACGCCUAUUCCAGGGGUGACCCCUAUGCUGGAGGCAUCCCCUAUGCCGGGGGCAUCUCCUAUGUCGGGGGUGACCCCUCCACCAGAGGCAUCCAUUAUGCUGGGGGCAAUCCUUACCCCUACGCCGGGAGCAACCCCCAGGCCGUGGGCUACCCGCACCCUGUGCCCUACCUGCUGGGGCAGCCCCCGCCACCGCCGCCACAGCCGAGUUCCAGCUGCGUGCUACCUGCCAUGCUUCCCUUCAGCUGGCCCGUGGUGGGGCAGCCGGCCGGAUCCAGCGGGAGUGUCAGGGAACCACCGAUGGAGAUCAUCCACGAGCUCAUGAUCCCCAACGAUUUUAUUGGCGGCGUCAUCGGCCUCCAGGGAGCCAAUAUUAGCGAGAUCCGCCGCAAAUCCGGUGCCCGGGUCAAGAUCUUCCCGCUGAUGGAAGGCAGUUCUCUGAGGCUGGUUAGGAUCACUGGUACACCUGCCAGUAUCGUCGUGGCCCACAUUAUGGUCAUCUCCAGCCUGAGCAACCAGAGGCCCUAG